AGGCUGGCUGCGACCUCGGUAAUAUGAAGUACCAGCUGUAAUUCAUUAUGAUGCCGUGUCUUACUAAACCCAAGUAUUUAAUUCUUUUACCUGGUAUUUAGGGGUCUCUUCACUCCACCAUUGGGCAUAUUUCCGUGUGUGAUGGUUACAUAUAGCCGGCUACCAUUUUUGACGUACGAAGUAGUAACGAACUGCAACCACCAUUUGUCCAGGAUACGACAUCAAUCUCAUUAAAUUGAAAUAUACCGGUUAUACACUUUGGUUGGGAUUGUCUCGCCUAAUUAACCAUGUCGGGAGCGGCCUCGCGCUUGAAAAAUAUCCUCGGACACCUCAGCGGCACGAGCAGCAAGUCGCCAGCUGGAUUCGACCACACCCACCAUCUGCACCAUUUGUCGCCGACCUUCUUCCUCGAGCGUGCAGCUGCCAUUGAGCCUGACGCUGAGGCCAUCUACCACAUCACAGCCAAUGGAAUCAUCCUGCGACGCUCGUACCGCGAGUUUGCGGACCGCGCGCGGGGCUUGGCGUAUUACUUGCGCAAGCACGGCCUGAAACGCGUCGGCGUGCUCGCCUCAAAUACACCGGCUUUCCUGGAAUCCAUCUUUGGGAUUGUUGCGGCAGGAGGCGUCCUAGUGCCUGUGAAUUAUAGACUAAAGUCAGAGGACGUUUCUUACAUCUUCGAUUUCGCCGAGGUGGACUCUAUCAUCGUCGACCAAGAGUACUUGCCACUUCUCGACGAUUUCAAAAGGACACAUCCCAAUGUCCGCUUCAUCAUUGAUCUUGAUACGGAAGCAACAGAAGGUCCUGAUGCGGGGCAAUUUGAUCAAGCAGUUAUAGAGGGUCUGCAAUAUGAGGACAGUCAGAAGAUCCAGGGCUGGGCAGGCCUUCCAGAAUGUACGGGAGAGGACGACAUGGUUGCGAUCCCUUUCACGUCGGGAACGACCUCGCGACCGAAAGGCUGUGUCUAUACUCAUAGAGGCGCAUAUCUGGCUUCAAUCGGCAACGUCAUCGAAUCCGGCUUGAAUUACCAUCAGGGGAGGUGUAAAUAUCUGUGGACACUCCCAAUGUUCCAUGCUGUAGGAUGGACAUUCCCGUGGGCAGUAACAGCCGUCAGAGGCACACAUUAUUGCCUAAGGAAAAUCGACUACCCGUUAAUAUGGAAGCUGCUGAAAGAACAUGGAAUUACACAUUUCAACGCCGCGCCGACUGUCAACACCUUGCUCUGCGCAUCGCCCGAAGCCGAGAGGUUACCCAAUCCAGUUCGCGUGACUGUGGCGGCAAGUCCGCCAACUGGUCAUCUCUUCGAGCAAAUGAUGAACCUAAACCUAAACCCGGUCCACGUCUACGGCAUGACGGAGACAUACGGCCCCAUCACCAAGGGGUACCACAUGCCCGCCUGGGACACCCUCCCACCAGCGGAGCGCUACGCGCAAAUGGCGCGGCAAGGCCACGGCUUCGUCACGAGCCUGCCCAUCCGCGUCGUCAAGCCCGAGCCCGCGGAGCGGGGCGUCCUCAUCGACGUCGCGCCCGACGGCAAGGAGCUCGGCGAGAUCGUCUUCUACGGCAACAUCUGCGCCAAGGGCUACUACAAGGACCCCGAAGCCACGAGGAAGCUCUUCGCGGGCGGCGCGCUGCACUCAGGGGAUCUGGCCGUCAUGCAUCCUGACGGAAGUGUGCAGAUCCAGGACCGGGCCAAGGAUAUCAUUAUCAGCGGCGGCGAAAACAUCAGCUCAGUAGCCCUCGAGAGCAUGCUCGUGCAGCACCCCGACGUGCUAGAAGCAGGCGUAAUCGGCGUCCCGGACGAGCAAUGGGGCGAGCGCGUCAAGGCGUAUCUCACAGUGAAGGCCAACAGCGCCGUCACGCCGACGCCCGAGGCCGUCAUUGACUGGGCCAAGAACCACAGCGGUAUCUCGCGGUUCAUGGUGCCCCGGGAAGUCGAGGUCGUGGCCGAGCUGCCGAAGACGAGCACGGGGAAGAUCCAGAAGAACGUCUUGCGGGAGUGGGCGAAGAAAGGGAGGAAGGCUUGAUUGAUUGGUUGGUUGACGGGGGGGAUAGAGGCGUGGAUGAGAAGGGGAAGUUAGUUGACGCGAGCUGCAUUAGGAAGCGACUCGGGAGGUUGUAUACCAUGGAUCUUGGACAGCGAUGCAGUGGAGGAUAUACAAGAUAGAACGAGCUACUAGAGCAGAGAAUUAGGUGAGGAUGUUGUUUGUGGGAACAGAGGAGAUUUACGAAUAGUAUAUACUAUAAGCGGAGGACGACGCGUAGAUAUAUUCAUUCGAGAAGUCACAUAUGCUCGAAAAAAAAACAAGAGUCCAAAAGUCUCGCGGGUUGUAGCUUAG
Xylaria bambusicola is the source of this 2336-nucleotide messenger RNA. Its product is annotated as AMP-binding domain-containing protein. The coding region runs from base 288 to 2024 and encodes 578 amino acids. The record is from RefSeq and is a predicted model, not a curated record. NCBI's taxonomy places the organism in Eukaryota, Fungi, Ascomycota, Sordariomycetes, Xylariales, Xylariaceae. The transcript is spliced from 7 exons.